Linum tenue is the source of this 1361-nucleotide messenger RNA. The record is from the annotation of a GenBank genome assembly. Lineage: Eukaryota; Viridiplantae; Streptophyta; Magnoliopsida; Malpighiales; Linaceae.
UGGGUUUUCAAUUUUGGGCAGUGAGUAAGAGAUUUGGCCUUUCCUUCAAUUCUUUUUCUCCCCUAAUUCUUAUUUUAUUUGGAGGGGCUUCCUGGCUGGGUGGGGAGUGGUGGUUGGAUUUGGAUUGGAUUGGAUGGGUGAUGGUUUUUAGAGGGAGUUAAGCUUCACCCUGUUUUUGGUUGGAGGAAAGGGGAAAAGAAACUCAAUUCUCAAGGAACCGAGGGAGGAAGAAAUGCGGAAAUCGUUUAAGGAUUCUCUCAAGGCUCUGGAAGCUGAUAUUCAGUUCGCCAAUACCCUGUCAGGUCCUCUGUUUAUCCUGCUGAAUACGAUGGGGGAUGUCUUCAGAUGAGGCUAUCUUACAGCCCUGCCGCUCACAUAUUCCUCUUUCUAGUCCAAUGGACCGACUGCAAUCUCGCCGGAGCCUUGGGGUUGCUCCGAAUACUCAUCUAUAAGGCUUAUGAAGAUGGGAAGACAACGAUGUCAGUCCAAGAGAGAAAAGCUAGCUUGAAGGAGUUUUACGGGGUGAUAUUUCCUUCUUUGAUGCAACUCCAGAGAGGGAUUACUGACGUGGACGAGAGGAAACAGAGAGAAAUCUGCGCCAAAUACAGGAAGAAAGACGAGACGGACAAAGGCAAGCUGACUGAGAUUGAUCUUGAAAGGGAGGAAGAAUGUGGGAUAUGCAUGGAGAACAACACCAAAGUCGUGUUGCCAAAAUGCAGCCAUUCUCUCUGCCUCGAGUGCUACAGAACCUGGUUUUUUUGGGCUGUUUCAUAGGCGAGCGAGGUCGCAGUCGUGUCCAUUCUGCCGGGACAGCCUGAAGAGGGUGAACUCAGGUGAUCUGUGGGUCUACACCAGCAACAAUGAAGUAGCUGAUCUGUCAGCUAUAACGAGGGAGAACUUGAAGAGAUUGUUCAUGUACAUCGACAAGCUUCCUCUCAUAGUUCCUGAUCGAAUGGUUGUUUCCUAUGAUUUAAGGUACCAGUAGCAACAAGUAGGAAUUGGGGGAAAGCUGAUUGGGAAUGGUUUGUUUGUGUACAUAAAAAUUAGCAGUGUUGGGUUAUUUGUGCGUGGUUGCCUAUUAUUGACGCAACAACCAGUCAUUUUUAUUCUUCUGUUUGUGGGCUCAUUUUUUUGUUCCGGUAGUGUAGAAGUGGGAUUCAUAGCCUGUAAAUAAUUAGACCUUCCUCAUCUUCAGAAGUGUUGAUAGAGUGGAAGCAACGGAUGAUUCGUUGUUUAAUGGUAGCCUUGUUGAUAUGAUUUUAACCUUGACUUGUGCUGAUAGUUAUGGCUAGGAAUGGCAUUGGGGAAUUCUACCCAUUGGGUCGACUUGUUGGUAUAUGGGCCAUAUGAGUAUUGUGUAG